AUGUCAUUAAAUAAUUUGGUUUGUAUAGUUACUGGUGCUAAUUCAUUGAAUGGUAUAGGACGAGCAGCUGUUUACGCUCUUGCUAGAAAGGGAGCUCGAGCUAUUUAUGCUACUGAUAUUGAUACUACUCAUCUUGAUAGUUUAGCAGAUGCUGUUUACAAAGACAUAGGCGUUGUAUGUCAUGCAAGAUAUAUGGAUGCUAGUUCUGAUAAAGAUAUUCAAGACGUUAUUAGCAAUGCUUUAGACACCUAUGGUCGACUCGAUGUAUUUUUUGCGAAUGCAGGCGUUGCUGGUGCACAUCCUAUGGCAACUGAAACAGAAGAAGAAUUUAUGGAGAUGAUACGAAUCAAUACAUGGAGUGUUUAUGCUGCUAUUAAAUAUGCCUCUAAAGCUAUGCAAAGGACUUCAAAAGAAAAGCCGGAAAGUGGGGGAUCCAUUAUUGCAACAGCCUCAGUUGCUGGUGUUCGAUCUGGCGCUGGUCCAGUUUCUUAUUCUGCGUCAAAAGCUGCUGUUAUUAACAUUUGUCAAUCUACUGCUUGGAGGUUGCGUGGAACAAAUAUACGAGUGAAUGCAGUUUGCCCAGGUCUUAUUUCAACUAGUAUGACUGAAAUGCCAUUAGAUAUUAUAAGAGAUGAUGACGAGCAUAGUGCUGCUAUUGAUCGUAGCAAUCCAUUAGAAAGAAUAGGUCUACCACUCGAGGUUGCAAAUAUGGUUGCAUUUUUGGCCAGUCAUGAAUCAUCUUUUAUAAAUGGACAAGAUAUCAAAGUUGAUGGUGGCCUUACAGCAUCUUUACCUUGGAUACCUCUAUUUGCUGAUAAAUAAUAAUGAUUUUUUUUUUUUUUUGUACAAAUUUGUUAUGUAUUUGUUAAAUUCAUAAAAAUAUAAACUAUUCCUCAAAGUAUUCACUAUAAUGUAAUCAUAUUCUAUCAAAAAAAUAACUUUCAACAUAGAUAUAUAUGUUUAUAUGUAUGUCAUUAUAAUAGUAGGAAUAAAGCUCUAAUAAUAUACAAGCAAACAAACAAAAAAAAAUCACUAUUACUCGCCACCAUUAUAUACAUAACUG
Cokeromyces recurvatus is the source of this 1063-nucleotide messenger RNA. RefSeq lists its product as uncharacterized. The record is from RefSeq and is a predicted model, not a curated record. Gene Ontology annotation, molecular function: oxidoreductase activity, acting on the CH-OH group of donors, NAD or NADP as acceptor. Lineage: Eukaryota; Fungi; Mucoromycota; Mucoromycetes; Mucorales; Mucoraceae. The transcript is spliced from 6 exons. Bases 1 to 822 code for a protein of 273 amino acids.